Molecule: messenger RNA, 2541 nt
Organism: Ipomoea nil (Japanese morning glory)
Lineage: Eukaryota; Viridiplantae; Streptophyta; Magnoliopsida; Solanales; Convolvulaceae
Product: putative late blight resistance protein homolog R1A-10
Exons: 3
Coding region: 1-2541 (846 amino acids)
Biological process (GO): defense response to other organism
Molecular function (GO): ADP binding
Source: RefSeq, a predicted model, not a curated record
AUGGCUUGUGUAGCAGUAGCUUCUCUUGUGAGAACAAUAGAGCUUGAGUUCUUGCAAUAUCAGCCUCGUCCACUUGUACUGCACAAUCAUCUCAUCUCUUUCAACAAAGACUUGAUCCAAUCUUUCCACCAAAAGCUUGGGUUUCUCAUAACUCAGCUCGAUGAGGAAAGAAUCGAUGGCGUUGAAGCAGUUAAACGCUUGGAAACCAAGCUCCGGGAUUUAGCUUUCAGAGUGGAAGAUGAAAUUGAAAUCCUAGUAGCAGACCUUUAUGAUGAAGAUGAAGAUGAAGUCAAAAUAGCAGAUCUCGUUUUGAAAGAGGAAAACCCACAGAAGGACACAGAAGGGGAGAAGACUACUCAGCCUUAUUGUGUGAAACUUCAUCAAGUUUUUCAAAGUGCAAUGGAAGAAAUUGAAGCCAUCGAGGAAGAGUUGGUGAAAAUCAAGAAUAUGGACGAGGCAGAAGGAAGAAAGACAGCCCAUGAUGUUCUACAAAGGUCUGAAGUUCUUUCCUUCCAGCAUGAUUCACACUCCAAGGAAGAAAUGGUCGGGAAAAUAGACGAGUUUGAGAUAAUCAAGAAGCUGCUAACUGAACUUGGAUGUAAGGAAAAAAAAGUUGUAUCUGUUAUAGGUAUGGGAGGAAUCGGUAAGACAACUUUGACCAGGAAAGUUUAUGAAGAUCCGUUAGUUUCUAUCCACUUUGACGUGCGAGCUUGGGUUGUCGCAUCACAGCUUCACAAUAAGAGGCAAAUGCUUGUUGGUCUUCUUAAUUCAAUUUCCGAACAAGGCAACCCAGAAAGCUCCACUGAUGAGGAUCUUGCUUUAAAACUCUAUCAAUGUUUAAAGCGUCAAAGGUACAUGGUCGUGGUUGAUGAUGUGUGGAGUGGUGAGGCAUGGGAUGAUGUUAGCAAUUGCUUUCCUGAUGAUGGUAAUGGGAGUCGAGUGUUGUUAACUACUCGCCUCGCAGAGGUGGCAAAUUAUACUAGCUCCGACAAUGACUUUUUUCAUCAUAUGCAAUUAUUGGAUCAAACUGAUAGUUGGAAUUUAUUUUGUGAAAAGACAGGUAAAUCUCGAGGUGCUGAAUUUGAGAUAAUCGGGAAGCCAAUUGUUGAAAAGUGCAAAGGAUUGCCUCUAGCAAUAGUUGUGGUUGCCGGACUAUUCUCCAAACUCAAUACACUAAAUGAGUGGGAGAAUAUUGCAAAAGCUCUAGACUCUUCUACAACAACAACUAUUGCGGCAACAUGUUUAAAAAUACUCUCACUGAGCUACAAUCAUUUGCCUCACCAUUUAAAGGCAUGCUUUUUAUAUUUAGGGGUUUUUCCAGAAGAUAAUGAGAUCAAUGCUAAUGAGCUUUCAAGAUUAUGGUCAGCGGAAGGACUUGUAAAAGCAUCCGAGAAUGAAAACUUUGAUACAGUGGCUGAAAGGUACAUACAAGAACUUAUGGAUCGAAACCUAAUUCUUGUGAGCAAGUGGAGUUGUUGUGGAAGAAGAAUUAAAGUGUUUGGGGUGCAUGAUUUAAUGCAUGCCUUUUGUGUGAAAGAAGCUCAAGAGGAAAACCUUUUGCAUGUUGUUCGAGAAAAUGGUUCAGAUUUUCCUCAAAGAUGCUUCCGUUGGUUCAAGCUAUUGAGGGUGUUCUUCUUUAUUAGCUAUCGGAUGUACAAAAACAUUGUGGAUCUCGUCCAUUUGAGAUAUUUACCUCCAGCGCUUGAUAAUCGUAUGAUUAUGGAACUGUUCAAGGCUUGGAAUCUUCAAACACUAUAUAUUUGUUCAGAUAAUAGGAACUAUUUAGAGUUCCCACAAUUGCAAUAUUUUCGUUGUGUAUUUAUUACGGGACAUCCUCCCAAAUUUGUUCAUCAAAACUUGCAGAGUCUUUCUUGGUUGAGCCCUAAUCACUGCACAGAAGAAUUCUUUACACAUGUUCCAAAUGUAAAGAAGAUACAGAUUGCCGGUGCAAUAAGAGAGUGCAAUGAUUGCAUCGAGAAUCUUGUCAAUUUACAGCAGCUGGAGAGACUGUAUAUUAAUGCUAAUAGAAGGGAUUAUACGAGUCCAAACAUGGUCCAGAUUAACAGCCAUAUUGUUCUCUUGAAAAGCCUUAAGAGGUUAAAGUUUCGAAGUAAUUGGUUUGAGUGGAAUGGAAUUAAUGUUCUUUGCAAGUUGCCUAGGUUGGAGGUGCUCAAGUUAAUUGGUGCCUGUGUAGGCGAACUGUGGGAGCUACCAGAGGAUGACAAAUUCUGCCAGUUAAUUGUUUUGGAAAUUGUUGCAACUAAUCUCAAGGAUUGGAAAGCCACUGGUGAUCAUUUCCCAAAACUUGAGCACCUUUGCCUUUUUUCAUGCAGGAAAUUGAAAGAGAUCCCUAGCGGGUUUGCAGAAAUUUCGAGAUUGAAAUCAAUCCAAUUAGCGGGUUGUCGUUCUUCUGUGGUUGCUUCAGCCGAGGGAAUCAAGGAAGAACAACUUGAUUAUUUGAAUAAUAUUGUGAAUGUGGUUGUGGCGGAGCAACGUUGCUACUCUCCGGAUUCUGAGCUCGAGUCUGAUGAUGAAGCGUAG